Chiroxiphia lanceolata (lance-tailed manakin) is the source of this 1378-nucleotide messenger RNA. Its product is annotated as UDP-xylose and UDP-N-acetylglucosamine transporter-like. Gene Ontology annotation, cellular component: endoplasmic reticulum membrane; Golgi membrane. The record is from RefSeq and is a predicted model, not a curated record. Gene Ontology annotation, molecular function: UDP-N-acetylglucosamine transmembrane transporter activity; UDP-xylose transmembrane transporter activity. The transcript is spliced from 10 exons. Bases 90 to 1097 code for a protein of 335 amino acids. NCBI's taxonomy places the organism in Eukaryota, Metazoa, Chordata, Aves, Passeriformes, Pipridae. Gene Ontology annotation, biological process: transmembrane transport.
GGCGGGGCCGGGGCCGGGAGCGGGGCAGGAUCCCGGGAUCGGGAUGCGGGGGCGGCCCGGGACGCGGCCUCGCUGCCCGGAGCGACAUCAUGCACCCGGCCCUGGCGGUGGGGCUGGUGUUCGGCGGCUGCUGCAGCAACGUGGUGUUCCUGGAGCUGCUGGCCAGGGAGUUUCCAGGAUGUGGGAACAUCGUGACCUUCUCCCAGUUCCUGUUCAUCGCCGUGGAAGGUUUUAUCUUCGAGGCCAAUUUUGGGAGGAAGAGCCCGGCCAUCCCAAUCAGGUACUAUUUGAUCAUGGUGGCCAUGUUCUUCACCGUCAGCGUGGUGAAUAACUACGCCCUGAACCUCAACAUCUCCAUGCCCCUGCACAUGAUCUUCCGCUCGGGUUCCCUCAUAGCCAGCAUGGCUCUGGGAAUCAUCAUCCUGAAGAAAAGGUACAGCGUGUCCAAAUACACUUCCAUAGCCCUGGUAUCCCUUGGGAUCUUCACCUGCACUUUCAUGUCUGCAAAGCAAGUGGCAUCCGACUCCAGCCUGAACGAAGAGGAUGGAGUCCAGGUUUUCCUGUGGUGGCUGCUGGGCAUCGCCGCCCUCACCUUUGCCCUCCUCAUGUCUGCCAGGAUGGGGAUUUUCCAGGAGACUCUGUACCAGAGGUUUGGGAAGCACUCCAAAGAGGCCCUCUUCUACAAUCAUGCCCUGCCACUCCCUGGAUUCCUGCUCCUGGCCCCCAACAUCUACCAGCACGCCGUCCUCUUCAGCCAGUCCGAGCCGUUCCGGGUGCCGGUGCUGGGGCUGACUCUGCCCAUCAUGUGGUUCUACCUCCUCAUGAACGUCGUCACUCAGUACGUGUGCAUCCGGGGGGUGUUCAUCCUGACCACGGAGUGCCCGUCGCUGACGGUGACCUUGGUGGUGACGCUGCGGAAGUUCGUGAGCCUCAUCUUCUCCAUCCUCUACUUCCGCAACCCCUUCACGGCCUGGCACUGGCUCGGCACCGCCCUCGUCUUCCUGGGCACCCUCCUCUACGCCGAGGUCUGGCACAGCCUGGGCUCCCUCCUGGCCCGCUGCAGGAGGAGGAGGAGGAGGAGGCCCAAGGAGGAGUGACAGGCCCAAGGAGUGGGUUUUUUUCCAGGGAAUUCCCCCCUGAGGGGGGUGUUUUUAUAGGAGGGGUUGGCUGGGCCAAGCUCCUGGGAAUCAUCGGAACCCAAACGCUGGGAACUGGGACGGAUCAUGGACAGAUCUCCAACAGGGUUGUUUUGGAGAGUAGGCUUUUUUCCUUUUUAAUGCUUCCAGCUUUUCCUCCUGGUUUUUUGGUUGUUUGUUUGGUUUUUUUUUUUCCCCCCAUUGGAAUGAGCCUUUGGAAGUAAAAGCUGACCUGGAUUGCU